Fopius arisanus is the source of this 1524-nucleotide messenger RNA. RefSeq names its product V-type proton ATPase subunit VhaAC39-1 (gene VhaAC39-1). Bases 118 to 1164 code for a protein of 348 amino acids. The transcript is spliced from 2 exons. Gene Ontology annotation, cellular component: vacuolar proton-transporting V-type ATPase complex; lysosomal membrane; early endosome. The record is from RefSeq and is a predicted model, not a curated record. NCBI's taxonomy places the organism in Eukaryota, Metazoa, Arthropoda, Insecta, Hymenoptera, Braconidae. Gene Ontology annotation, molecular function: proton-transporting ATPase activity, rotational mechanism. Gene Ontology annotation, biological process: vacuolar acidification; vacuolar transport; proton transmembrane transport.
CAUAUGAUCGUUCAGUGAAAAGGGCGAGUCCGACAUAAACUUGUGAUCAGGCUCUUGUCAAUACAGAAAUAACUCCGCAGAUUUUUGUGGAUAUUCGAUUGAUAUUUCGUAUUCGAGAUGAAGGGGUGCAUGUUUAAUAUCGAUGGGGGUUACCUGGAGGGAUUGUGCAGGGGUUUCAAGUGUGGGAUUCUCCAGCAAAGUGAUUAUCUCAAUUUGGUGCAGUGCGAGACACUCGAAGAUUUGAAGCUCCAUUUGGCUGGAACUGAUUAUGGUAGCUUUUUGGCAAACGAGCCUUCUCCCCUGCAAGUGGGAGUGAUCGAUGAUAAACUCCGAGAAAAGCUCGUCAUCGAAUUCCAACAUAUGCGGAAUCACUCCGUGGAGCCUCUGUCACAAUUUCUGGACUUUAUCACGUACAGCUACAUGAUUGACAACAUAAUUCUGCUGAUCACUGGAACUCUGCACCAGAGGCCAAUUUCGGAGCUCAUCCCCAAGUGUCAUCCCCUCGGUAGCUUCGAGCAGAUGGAGGCUAUCCACGUGGCUGCUACUCCAGCUGAGCUGUACAACGCUGUCCUGGUAGAUACACCACUGGCUCCAUUCUUCGUCGAUUGUAUCUCUGAACAGGACUUGGACGAGAUGAACAUCGAAAUAAUCAGGAAUACUCUCUACAAAGCCUAUCUCGAGGCCUUCUACAAAUUCUGCAAGGAUAUUGGAGGGACAACUGCUGACGUAAUGUGCGAAAUUCUGGCGUUCGAGGCAGACAGGAGAGCUAUCAUCAUCACCAUCAAUUCAUUUGGCACUGAAUUGGGAAAGGACGAUCGUGCAAAAUUGUAUCCUCGCUGUGGAAAGCUCAACCCUGAUGGCCUGGCAGCUCUCGCUCGUGCUGAUGAUUACGAACAAGUUAAGGCUGUUGCUGAGUACUACGCCGAGUACAGUGCACUCUUCGAAGGAGCUGGCAACAAUCCUGGAGACAAGACACUGGAGGAUAAAUUUUUUGAACACGAGGUGCGUCUCAAUGUCAACGCUUUCCUCCAACAAUUCCAUUUCGGGGUUUUCUACAGUUACUUGAAGUUGAAAGAACAAGAGUGCCGCAACAUCGUAUGGAUAUCAGAGUGCGUUGCUCAGAAGCAUCGCGCCAAGAUCGACAACUACAUUCCAAUAUUCUAAAAUUCUUCAGAGACCUCUCACUGUGGCGUCUAUUUAAAAUUGUUUAUUUUGCCAUUUUUUCUGACAUGCUGUAUAAAGACAGAAAUUAAUUCAAUUUCAUCGGAAGAAAUGGGCAGGUCAUAUUAGCUAAUUUCAUUUUAUCGGAGAUCUAUAUUUAUGCGAGGACAUUGCAAAAUUCUGCAAUUUCAGGACUCGUUCCUCUGUAAUUAAUUGAUCUAGUGAAGUAUUAUUCGGUUCGCUGAAUUUUAAUGUUCGAAUUAUUUCGUUGAAAUGGAGGGGAGAAUGCAUUCCAUUCUGAAAGAUUAUUCACUCAAUUCGUGUAUGUAUCAUAAUUUGUGAAAAAUAUAUCGAACAAGACAA